AUGGCCACCUUUUUCACCACAGCCUUGAAGAGCUUCAGGGGGGCCGAGGAGGAGCCCAAGGAGCCCCCCAAGGACGGGAAGGCGGCUACUUUGCCCAACGGCAUGGCCCGCGAGGAGUUCGAGGAGUACCAGCGGCAGCUGCUGGAAGAGAAGAUAGAGCGGGACAAGGCCUUCGCGCACAGGAAAGCGGAGCGGGCCACCGUGCGGAUGCACCUGCGCGGCAAGUACCACCUGGCCCAGGAUGAGCGGGACAAUGCCCAGCUGCACGUGGCGGGCGGCUCGGUGGAGCUGCCGGAGGAGCUGGCUGCCAUGGUGCGAAGCGAGGAGGAGGAGGAGGCGGAGGAAGACGGGGCACUCUCCUUCCUGACGAAGCUGCGCGAGGUGGAUUUCCAGGCGCUGCGUGGCCGGGCGCAGGACACCGUGGAGGAGGUGAAGGAGAAAUGCUCCGUGAUGUAG
Molecule: messenger RNA, 456 nt
Organism: Dromaius novaehollandiae (emu)
Lineage: Eukaryota; Metazoa; Chordata; Aves; Casuariiformes; Dromaiidae
Product: complexin-4-like
Exons: 3
Coding region: 1-456 (151 amino acids)
Biological process (GO): synaptic vesicle exocytosis; neurotransmitter transport; regulation of neurotransmitter secretion
Cellular component (GO): SNARE complex; terminal bouton
Molecular function (GO): syntaxin binding
Source: RefSeq, a predicted model, not a curated record